This is a messenger RNA of Abrus precatorius (Indian licorice), 3386 nucleotides long. Its product is annotated as receptor-like protein EIX2. The record is from RefSeq and is a predicted model, not a curated record. Lineage: Eukaryota; Viridiplantae; Streptophyta; Magnoliopsida; Fabales; Fabaceae. The transcript has 2 exons. Gene Ontology annotation, molecular function: protein binding. Bases 198 to 3242 code for a protein of 1014 amino acids.
ACUUGAAUAAUUUUCAAGAGAGUCGUAUCCCAGAGUUUUUCUCUUCUCUUCACAACUUGAGAUCCCUUGAUCUCUCGUAUUCUGGUUUUGGUGGAAAAAUUCCAAGUCAAUUUGGGUCUCUCCCACAUUUGAAAUACUUAAAUCUUGCUGGGAAUUAUUUGGAGGGUUCAAACCCCUAUCAACUUGGAAAUCUCUCCAUGUUGCAGCAUCUUGAUCUCAGGAGCAAUUAUUUAGAAGGAAAUAUACCAUCUCAGCUUGGGAACCUGUCCAACUUGCAAAAGCUUUAUCUUGGUGGAUAUUAUGGUGCUCUCAAAAUGGAUGAUGGGAAUCACGGUGGAGGUCAGUGGCUGUCUAAUCUCACUUCUUUAACCCAUCUUUACGUUUACUCUGUAUCUAAUGCCAACGGUUCUCAUUAUUGGCUGCAAAUGAUUGGCAACCUUCCAACACUAAAAGAACUAAGUUUAUCUUAUUGUGGCCUUUCCGAUCAUUUUAUCCUUUCAAUGAGGCCUUCUAAAUUCAACGUUUCUACGUCUCUCUCUGUCUUGGAUCUCUCUCACAACACCUUCACAUCAUCCAUAAUAUUCCAAUGGUUGUCAAACAUUACUUCCAAUCUUUCUGAGCUUGAUCUUAGGGGUAACCUCUUGGAGGCUCCCCCAUCAAAUCAUUUUGGCAUGGUAAUGAAUUCCCUUCACCGGGUUGACCUCUCCUUUAAUAGAUUCAAGGAUGAGGUUUUGAAAUCCUUGGUGAAUAUAUGCACCCUGCAUUCUUUAUACAUGCGUGGCAACAAUUUGACAGAAGACCUUCCAUCAAUUCUUCAUAAUUUGUCUAGUGGCUGUGUUAGAAACUCACUAGAAGAGUUAGAUCUAUCAUAUAAUAAAAUCACUGGCUCUUUACCUCACCUCUUAAUAUUCUCAUCUUUAGAAAUGUUAGAUCUUUCUGGAAAUCAACUAAGUGGAAGGAUACCACAAGGUACCACAUUGCCAUGUAAAAUGGAGUUUUUGUCACUCAGCUCAAACUCUUUAGAAGGUGGGGUUCCAAAGUCAUUUGGGAGCACAUGUACUUUGAAUUCGUUGGAUCUUUCUUAUAAUAGUUUGAACGAAGAAGUAACAAGGAUAUUUAGUCACUUCUCUGAGUGUUCUAGAUAUUCACGGCGAGAAAUAAGUCUCAGUGGCAACAAAAUCAAUGGCACAAUAUCUGACUUCUCAAUGUUUUCGAAUUUCAAAAGAGUUUGGCUAUCAGGGAAUCGAUUAAGUGUGAAGAUACCUAAAAGCAGCGUAUUAUCCUUCGAUCAAUUGAAGAAAGAGAGUGGAGUUCCAAAUUCAUUUCAAAAUGCAGGUACUUUGCAAUCACUGGACCUGUCCAGUAAUAGUUUGAGUGAAGAGCUUCCAACGAUAAUCCAUCACUUGUCAAGAUAUGCUAGAUACUCAUUGCACAGAUUAGAUCUAAGCAUGAAUCAAAUCAACGGCACUCUGCCCAACCUCCGUCCACUGCUCCCAUCUUUGAAAGAAUUGGAUCUUAGUGAAAACAGGCUUAAUGGGACCAUUCCUAAAGAUGUUCAAUUUCCAACAGAACUAGGGAGUUUAUAUUUGAAUUCAAACUCUAUGAAAGGUGUGAUCACUGACUCCCACUUUGCUAAUAUGUCUGAGUUAGUCUCAUUGGACUUGUCUGAUAACUCAUUGGCCUUGGCAUUUACCCACAAUUGGGUCCCACCAUUUCAGUUGUCCGCCGUCAGAUUGAGAUCUUGCAAGCUAGGUCCAGCAUUUCCCAAAUGGUUGCAAACACAAAAUAACUACCAAAUUAUUGACAUUUCUGAUGCUGGAAUAUCAGAUACUGUUCCACGUUGGUUUUGGGCUAAAUUAGCAUCGCAAAUGUUGAUGAGAAUGAAUAUUUCACACAACAAUCUCAAAGGUGUAGUUUCAAAUUUACCACUAAAGAAUCUUCAAUAUUCUCUAAUUCUUGCAUCGAAUCAAUUUGAAGGUCCAAUACCACCAUUUCUACGACGUUCGAUGUUUCUUGAUCUAUCAAACAAUAAAUUUUCAAAUUCUCUUCCAUUUUUAUGUGCCAGCGGUGUAGCCGAUACUUUAUACCGACUGGACCUUUCAAACAAUCAAUUAUCUGGACAAAUUCCAGAUUGUUGGAGCCAAUUCCAGUCACUAGUUUAUCUAGAUUUGAGUCAUAAUAAAUUUUCAGGAGAGAUUCCUUCUUUAAUAGGAUCACUUCUUCAACUUCAAGCACUGCUAAUGAGAAACAAUAACUUAACAGAGGAAAUUCCUUUGUCGUUGAGAAGUUGCACAAAGUUAGUAAUGAUAGAUAUGGCAGAAAAUGGAUUAUCAGGACCUAUCCCUACAUGGAUUGGAAGCACGUUGCAAGUGUUGCAAAUUUUAAUCUUAGCAAGGAAUCAAUUCUUCGGAAGUUUGCCAUUACAAAUUUGUUAUCUAGAAAGCAUUCAACUUUUGGAUCUCUCACUCAAUAAUUUCUCUGGACAGAUUCCUAAAUGCUUCCAAAAUUUCACUUCAAUGGCUCGAAAGACUUCCUCGAAGGAUUAUCCACAGCAUUCAUAUUUUGUCAACACGAGUUAUACGAUCGCAAAUAUCUCUUACGAUUUGAAUGCAAUCUUAAUGUGGAAAGGUGCGGAAGAAGUGUUCACGAAUUAUGGGCUUUUCCUUUUAAAAAGCAUUGAUCUCUCAAGCAACAACUUCUCAGGAGAAAUUCCAGCAGAAAUAGAGGAUUUAUUUGAAUUGAUUUCAUUGAAUUUAUCAAGAAACAAUUUGAGAGGAGAAAUUCCUUCAAAUAUUGGAAAGCUUGCAUCACUUGAAUUUCUUGACUUAUCAAGAAACCAAUUUGUUGGUUCAAUUCCAUGGAGUCUUACUCAAAUUCAUCGACUCAGCAUGUUAGAUUUGUCGCAUAACCAUCUAAGUGGAGCAAUUCCAACUGGUACACAAUUACAAAGUUUCAAUGCUUCCAGUUAUGAAGAUAAUUCUGAUCUUUGUGGGGCGCCACUUGAGAAAUUGUGUGUUGAAGGGGAACCACCGCAAGAACCAAUUCAAGAGAAAGAUGAUUCAUUCUUCACUCGUGGAUUUUACAUUAGCAUGUCAUUUGGAUUUGUUAUAGGCUUUUGGGGGAUCUUCGGUUCAAUCUUGAUUAAUCGUUCUUGGAGGCAUGCUUAUUUCAAGUUCUUGAACAAUUUAAUAGACUCUGUUUAUGUCAUGGUUGCAAUUAAACUUAUCAAGUACAGGGGUUGAUCCAGAGCAUUGCUGCCCCUUGAAGACCUCCAUCCUCUUUCAUAUCCAAAAUUUGGGCUUGUCAUUCUUGGGUAGAGCAAGUUUUCUACAAGUAAUGAACUAGAAACAAUGAUUGCUUAUACUUCUUCUUUAUCAAUAGGAUAU